AUGUCAGAAACAUCUCCACUUGCUUCAAGAAUAUCAAAGCUGCAGGAGUCUGGAAUUUUCUGUACCAUAGACAUCGAUAGACUUGGAUACGGCUCAUUCACAACCACCAAGACUGCUGAUCUCAACCCUACAGUAAAGAAUGCAAAUAAACUCAGGUCAAGCAUAGAUUCUCUUAUGGCUCAGUCAAUGAAUGAUGGCAUAAAGGCACAAAUCGAAGUCAUUAUGCUUUAUAUAAAAGGAUACAUUGAAGAGAGUAAAACAAGAAGUGCGGUGCAUACCAUCAAGAUGUGGAAAGGGCUUGCAAAGUAUGUUUCAUCAGUCAUCAAAGCACUCAGCAAUGAUGAAAUUGCUGGAUUCAUCAGAUUUGUGCUCUUCAACAUCAAGUUUCAUUAUAUGUUUCUGGAGGCUUCGUUGAUUAUCAAGCAGAGUCGCAAGGGUACAAAUCACGAGGGAACACUGUCAUAUUUUCUCAAUGAAUACACAAGCAUGCAUGAGAUGCUCUCUUCGUCUGGAUCGCAGCAGUUUGCUAUUGUUCAGUUGUGUGAUCUCGAAGAGCUGAUUAAAAACAAAAUAAAUUCAAUAUAA
Messenger RNA from Ordospora colligata OC4, 585 nucleotides. RefSeq lists its product as uncharacterized. The record is from RefSeq and is a predicted model, not a curated record. Bases 1 to 585 code for a protein of 194 amino acids. The transcript has a single exon. NCBI's taxonomy places the organism in Eukaryota, Fungi, Microsporidia, Ordosporidae.